Molecule: messenger RNA, 3132 nt
Organism: Pomacea canaliculata
Lineage: Eukaryota; Metazoa; Mollusca; Gastropoda; Architaenioglossa; Ampullariidae
Exons: 6
Coding region: 1-3132 (1043 amino acids)
Biological process (GO): toll-like receptor signaling pathway; immune response; inflammatory response
Cellular component (GO): membrane
Molecular function (GO): protein binding; transmembrane signaling receptor activity
Source: RefSeq, a predicted model, not a curated record
AUGGCGGAUUGUUCCGGUAAUGGCGGACGUUUACAGUUUGUUCCAGUGUUACCUCCCAUCAUAAAAAGCCUUAACUUUGCUUUCAACAAUCUAACCCACCUCCCUUCAGAUUUCUUCAGUAACGUGACCCAGCUUUCCUCUAUAAAUCUGACGGCCAAUGGACUGGUUUCCAUGGACCAGCAUGCCUUUCGUGGUUUGCGAUCUCUGACUGAUAUAACUCUCGACAACAACUCGCUAGACUUCAACUCCGUGCGACCAGUUCUCAACAUAUCUUCGUUAGGUCGUUUGCAGAUGUGCGACAACUACAAUGUUACCUACAUUCCGGACAACAUCUUCUUGGAGUUUCCUCUACCACACUUGCGCCAACUUGUUAUUGCUGGAAGCACUUUGGGAGUUCUCCGUCUGACUGUUUUCAAACCGCUCAAGAAGCUUGUUUACCUGGAUGUGUCUGAUAGCGAGAUACUGGAUGUCAACGAUUUUUCAAAUGUCCCAGAUGCAAAGUUUCAAGAACUUUUUGAAAAUAAUACCAAGCUGACUACAGUCUACAUGGGUAGUUCAAAGAUCUCAACCAUCACAUCUGAUACAUUUAAAGGUAUGCCCAAUGUUGAGGAGCUAAACUUGUAUUCAAACUUCAUCGAAGACCUUCCAAAUGGCGUCUUCGACCAUCUAAGCAAGUUGAAAAUCCUUCGUAUUGACCACAAUCGUCUGUCAGAGAUAAGGGAGACAACUUUCAGUGUAAGCACUCGCCAACGUCUUCAUCUACUGGACUUGAGCAUCAAUCCCUACGCGUGCACGUGCAAAGUGCAGUGGUUCAAAAGCUGGCUGAUGGACGAAAGAAAAAAGUUUGCAAAAUUUCCGAAAGGUUACAUAUGCGCAUCUUUCUCAUCCAGCAGCAGUGAACAAGUCGGAAAAACAGCUGUCAUGGCGGAUGCCCUUGAGGCCAGCAAGUACAGCAGCAAGUCGACCGAUUUUUCUAACCGACAACCCAUCUCACGACGUUUCCAGAAGGUAUUUUACCAUCAGCACCAGAACCCCGAAAUAUUAACUGACCCAGAGGAAGAACCUUUAGCUUCUGAAUCACAAAACCAAAUUUUCCUAUCACCAAUGGGUUCCUCCAUUGUUUACUUGUCGGACUUCGUGAUUAACGAUCAAGCGUGUCUGUUGAGUCAGUCCACCAGUCUGUUGACGGCAGUUCUGGCGGCAGUGCUGGUGGUGUUCAUGCUGACCUUCCUGGUGCUGUACAAGUACCGCUGGCACAUUCGCCUGGCGCUGUACGAGGCUUUUCGAGGAAACCCGCAACGACAGCAACAACAACAGCAACAGCGACAACCUGAGCGCGAGUACGAGUAUGAUGUGUUCGUUUCGUACGCCAACGAGGACGUGGACUGGGUGAGACAGGAACUCAUACCGACACUGGAAGGGAGCCUGGAAAAGAUUGUUAUGAAGGGAUGUGUUGGUGCUUACAAGACAUGGCGGAUUGUUCAGUUACAGAUGCGUAAUAUCCGAAACAUUACUUUCAUUCCUGAAAACAUAUUUAUUGAAUUUCCGUUGCCAAACCUGCAACAGUUGGUUCUUGCUGGAAGUAACUUGGGAGUUUUAUAUCUCAGCGAUUUCAAACCUCUGAAGAACCUGACCUACCUGGACCUUCACCUUCUGAAGCUGGUCAGAAUGCAUAAGUUUAUUGCUGGUAUUGACCCUGGGACUUUCACAAACCCCUCGCUGGAGAUCUUGUAUAUGUCUGAUAACAACAUUUACUUUUCCCACGACACCAUCAGCUCGAAGAUGUUCGCAGGAUGCCCAAGACUUGUCCUCCUUCAGCUUGAUCACAACAAUUUUGCCAACGUCACAGACACAAAAUUUCAAGAACUUUUUCAAGAUAAUCCCAUACUAAGGAUAGUGUACUUGGGUUAUAACAAGAUAGAAAAUGUCACUAAUUCUACAUUUAAAGGUCUGUCCCAUGUUAAGGAGUUGAAUUUGUAUUCAAACCCCAUCAAAGAUCUUCCAGACGGCGUCUUCGACCAUCUCGUCAACUUGACGAUCCUUCGUCUCGACGACAAUCAAUUAUCAGAGAUAAGGAAGACAACCUUCGGUGCCAGCACUCGCCAACGUCUUCGCCAACUGGACCUGAGCGGCAAUCCCUACGCCUGCACGUGCAGCUUGAGGUGGUUCCGAUCCUGGGUGAUGCACGAAAGACAAAAGUUUAUAAACUUUCCGAAAGGUUACGUGUGCGCUACUGUCUCGUCUAGCAGCAGUGAACAAGUUGGAAAAACUCAGAGGAACGUCACGAGAUACGUUGGGGAGUCAGAUGAUAAUCUUAAAUUGAACAGCAACGACUUUGGUAGAUUGCAAGGGCUGCUUGGUUCAAGCUCUUUCCAAGAGUUAUCAAACAGCCACCAGAGUGAUUUCCUUUUAUCUGAUUCAAAUUAUUUCGUUCGUCGGAAUUUAGAGGGUUAUGUCUCGUUGCCAACUGCGUAUGGUGAAGUUUACUUGUCGGACUUCAUUUUGAGCGAUCAAGCGUGUCUGUUGAGUCAGUCCACCAGUCUGUUGACGGCAGUUCUGGCGGCAGUGCUGGUGGUGUUCAUGCUGACCUUCCUGAUGCUGUACAAGUACCGCUGGCACAUUCGCCUGGCGCUGUACGAAGCUUUUCGAGGAAACCCGCAACGACAGCAACAACCUGAGCGCGAGUACGAGUAUGAUGUGUUCGUGUCGUACGCCAACGAGGACGUGGACUGGGUGAGACAGGAACUCAUACCGACACUGGAAGGGAGACACGGGCUGAGGCUGUGCAUCCACCAGCGAGACUUCCCUGUCGGCGGCAACAUCAUCGACAACAUCAGCACCUGUGUGCACUCGUCCAAGCGUGUCCUCUUUGUGUUGUCGCCGCACUUUGCCAGGAGCCGCUGGUGUCAGUUUGAACUGGUGUUCUGUCAAAACUACGUCAUGGAACGCGAUGACGUCAUAGUGCUGACGCUGCUGGCGCCCAUUAGCGGUCGUGACAUGACUGACGCCAUCUCCGCCAUGUUUAAGACGACGACUUACCUGGCGUGGGGCGAGGAAGACGACGCGAGAAAGGCUUUCUGGGGUCGUCUGGUGCUGGCUUUCCACGACAUUGUGCCUCGACAGGUGGCGUGA